AUGGCCUCCAAACCCUACAACAUCGAAACCGAGUUGGUGUUCUCCAAGUCCACGGACCAGCACAACGCAAGCGUGCCGCCGUUGUACCAGUCGGCCACGUUCAAGCAAGACUCCUUGCUGAACAUGGGCGAGUACGACUACACGCGGUCCGGCAACCCCACGCGCACGUUUCUCCAGAACAAAAUGGCCGCCAUCAUGAAGGCGUCGCAGACGUUUGCCGUGACGUCCGGCAUGGGCUGUCUCGACGUGAUCUUGCGGUUGCUCCGGCCGGGCGACGAGGUGAUUGCCGGCGACGACUUGUACGGCGGCACGCACCGCUUGCUCACGUACUUGAACAGCAAGGGCGACCUCAAGGUGCACCACCACGACACCACCGACACCGAGCUCAUCAAGCGCAAGCUCACGCGCAACAUCAAGAUGAUCUUCUUGGAGUCGCCCACCAACCCGUUGAUCAAGGUGUGCGACGUCAGGGCCAUCGCCGCGCACGCGCACGCGGUCAACCCGCACUGCUUGGUGGUGUUCGACAACACCAUGAUGACGCCGUUGUUGAUGACGCCCUUGGACUUGGGCGUGGACAUCCACUACGAGAGCGCCACCAAGUACUUGAACGGGCACCACGACAUCAUGGCGGGCGUGAUCGCGGCGCGCGACCCCGCGUUGGCCGAGCGCAUCUACUUCGUCAUCAACUCGACCGGCUGCGGCCUCAGUCCGUUCGACUGCUGGUUGUUGGCGCGCGGCUUGCGCACCUUGGCCGUGCGCGUGGAGCGCCAGCAGCAGAACUGCGUCAAGAUCGCCGGCUUCUUGCAGCAGGCGGGCUUCAAGGUGCGCUACCCGGGGCUCAAGUCCCAUCCGCAGCACGCGUUGCACCAGAGCCAGUGCUCCGGCGCCGGCGCCGUGCUCAGCUUCGAGACCGGUCUGGUCAAGUUGCUGGAGAAGAUCGUCGAGGCCACGGACAUCUUCGGCAUCGCCGUGUCCUUCGGCUGCGUCAACUCCUUGAUCUCCAUGCCCUGCAAGAUGUCGCAUGCCUCCAUCGAUGCCAAGACCCGCGAGGAGCGCGACAUGCCCGAGGACUUGAUCCGCUUGUGUAUCGGUAUCGAGAACAUCGACGACUUGGUCCAGGACUUGACCCGCGCCUUGUUGAAGAGCGGCGCGGUCAGGCUCAAUGCCAACGACGAGUUGUUCAACGCCGCGGCUGCGCAGCCCAAGUUGUAG
This is a messenger RNA of Metschnikowia bicuspidata var. bicuspidata NRRL YB-4993, 1212 nucleotides long. Its product is annotated as cystathionine beta-lyase. Bases 1 to 1212 code for a protein of 403 amino acids. Gene Ontology annotation, cellular component: cytoplasm. The transcript has a single exon. NCBI's taxonomy places the organism in Eukaryota, Fungi, Ascomycota, Pichiomycetes, Serinales, Metschnikowiaceae. Gene Ontology annotation, molecular function: pyridoxal phosphate binding. Gene Ontology annotation, biological process: 'de novo' L-methionine biosynthetic process; transsulfuration. The record is from RefSeq and is a predicted model, not a curated record.